Thelazia callipaeda (thelaziosis nematode) is the source of this 1467-nucleotide messenger RNA. The record is from the annotation of a GenBank genome assembly. Lineage: Eukaryota; Metazoa; Nematoda; Chromadorea; Rhabditida; Thelaziidae.
AUGGUUAUUGAAGGGGAAGGCCGAGGCAAUUAUAUUGUUGAAUCAAACAAAUAUCCUAGCAAAGAAAGACGCCCAGAAGCUGGCUGUUAUUUGGAUCACUUGCUCAACGAAAGUCUUGAGAUUUCAGGACCUGGCGAAUUCACUUCUAUAGUGAGUUCGUUUGAAGACAUGAAUUUGCAUCCAAAGCUUAUGGAAAAUAUCUUAAAUCGGAAUUAUUCCAAGCCUUUACCAAUACAGAAAGCAACGUUUUCGUUGGUUCAAUCUGGUUAUGAUGUCAUUGGACAUGCUAAUACUGGUAGUGGUAAAACGGCUGCAUUUUUGAUACCAGUAAUCAAUAUUAUCUCUAAAAUAAAAAGUUGCUGUUGCGGUGUUUAUGAGAGGAAUGUGCAUCCUUAUUGUAUCAUCAUUGCACCAACUAAAGAACUUGCUGAACAGCUUUAUGAAGAUGUGGAAAGUUUUUCUGCUGGUCUCAACUGUGUAACUAUGUUGAGCUUUGGGGAAAUACCUCGUAACAUAAAUAUUGCUCAAAUUAGAAGUGGCUGUGAUGUAUUCAUCUCCACUGUUGGACGACUCUGUGAUUAUGUCACGAACGAUAUUGUAAAACUACAUCAUUUGCGGUUUUUGGUUUUUGAUGAGGCAGAUAAGUUAUUGCAAGCAGAUAGUUUUUAUCAUGAUCUGAUGGAAUAUUUCUUGCCGAGAUGUCGUGAGAAGCCAAGAGUACAAAAAUUAUUGUUCAGUGCUACGGACAGUAACGAUCUAACUAAACUUAAGGAAAUAAUUAUGAUGGAGAAAGCUACCAAAGUUAUUGUUGGUUCAUUAAAUAGAGUAAAUCCCAUGAUCGAGCAACGAAUUAUAAAAGUGGAAAUUCAUGAGAAGCGUGAUGCGUUGAUAAAUUUGAUGGAAAAAAUGUAUGGAGAUGGAUGUGAAUAUCCACUGCCGAAAACGAUUAUUUACGUCAAUACGAAACGUUUUGCUACAGUUAUAGCCUGUUACUUAUCAUUGAAAGGCUACAAAGCCUAUCCGGUUCAAGGAAAUCUCACGACAACAUUGCGUAGACAAGCAAUUGAAGCUUUGCAAAAUGGUGAAUGCUAUAUCAUAGUAUCUACUGAUGUUACAGCUCGAGGCCUUGAUAUCAAAGAUAUAUCACAUGUUAUAAAUUAUGAAAUGCCUAGACCGGAGAAUUUAAUGUCAUAUAUCCAUCGUGUAGGUCGUACGGGACGUGCAGGGAAUAUUGGAUGUGCGACAACAUUUUACACGCCCUGUACUGAUAGGAGUUUAGCGUUAAUUCUUUACAGGUGGCUUGAAAUGAAUAACCAAGAGGUACCUGAUUUUUUAGUUCAAGAAGCUAAGCUGCAAGCUAAUCUCGAAGACUUGCAAAGCAAAGCAAAAGAGGAGUAUGAAAGAGUAUUAAACGAAAAUGUAGGAAAUAGUUAUAUGGAAAACAGUGAUGAAGAAGGAUGGGCUUGA